AUGCUUCACGGGACUAAGUUUACUUUUGACUGUGUUGUGAAAAGAUCAAUAUUGCAGAGGCUUGGAUGUUACUUCUUUCAUGCAUUUUCCUGUUUUCAGGACAUGGCAUCUGUGCUUUCUCUUAUGAGUAUGACUAUUCCGCCACAACAAAGCUACUCCAUAGAAGGAAGUAACGUUAAUGUGCAUGCGUUGUUACUAUUACUAACUACCCUUUUUAGAAGAGAACAAGUUAUGAAUUAUGAUCAGUAUUCACUAGUUACUGAAAUCUGUAUCAAGCAGUGCUUGGCAGCGCCCCGGAGAGCUCAAUAUGGUGGAGGGAUUGUAGUAUAUCCGGAGUUCAAUCAGGGAGCAAAAGCAUGGACCUUUUCCGGUGAAGGAGCGAUCAGGGAAGGAGUUUCAGCAGAUGGGAACCGGUUUAUUGUAGUACAGAAUAGAACAGACCCAUUAUACAGUUUCUCGCAGGCAGUUCAGCUUGAGAAUGGAAAUUUUUAUACCUUUUCAGCUUGGAUUCAAACUAGCGAAGGGAGUGAGACCGUAGCUGUUGUGUUCAAGACUUCUGAUGGUAAACUGAUACGUGGGGGUGAAACCAUAGCUAAACAAGGGUGCUGGUCGCUUUUAAAAGGUGGCAUUGUUGCCAAAUUCUCAAGCCCGGUUGAGAUUCUCCUUGAGGAGAAGUACAUUACUGUUUUGAGCAAAAAUACAGGUGUGGAGAUAUGGGUUGAUAGUAUCUCGUUGCAGCCAUUCACUGCAAAAGACUGGAGAUCCCACCAAGAAAAAAGCAUUGACAAGAUUCGUAGGAGGAAGGUGACAUUCCAGGUAACAUAUGCCAAUAAAACUGCAGCAGAUGGUGCUGUAAUCUCAAUAAAGCAAACCGCGUCAAGCUUCCCAUUUGGAUGUGGUAUGAACCACAACAUUCUCACAAGCACAGGUUAUCAGGACUGGUUUGCCUCAAGAUUCAAGGUUACCAGUUUCACCAAUGAGAUGAAGUGGUAUAGCACUGACAAAAGACAAGGUGAAGAAAACUAUACCAUUGCAGACGCAAUGCCUAAAUGGGUUAAAGACCUUCCUCCUGAGGAGCUACAAAAAGCAGCAACGCAUAGGUUGAAUUCAGUGGUUUCAAGAUAUGCAGGACAAUUAAUUGGGUGGGAUGUAAUGAAUGAGAAUCUGCAUUUCAGCUUCUUUGAGGAUAAACUUGGUGAAAACGCAUCUUCAGCCUUCUAUUCGAUGGCUUACCAUCUUGAUCCUAAGACAACCCUUUUCAUGAAUGAGUACAAUACCAUUGAAUACAGUAACGAUCAGGCAUCUACUGCAUCAAAAUACAAGAAGCAACUUGAGGAGAUUCUGUCAUUUCCAGGAAAUGCAGGCCUAAAGGCAGCAAAAGGAUUGGAAGGCCAUUUUAGUGCUGGCCAGCCCAACCUUGCCUACAUGAGAUCUUCUUUGGACAUUCUAGGAACAAUGGGAUUGCCUAUAUGGCUUACAGAAGUGGACGUGGGUAAAGGACCGUAUCAGUUACUACAUUCCUUGAAUGAAUUAAGACAAACACAAGCACAAACAUGCACUACUUAUUCUGCACAAUACUUGGAAGAUAUACUAAGGGAGGCUUUUUCUCAUCCUGCAGUUGAAGGGAUUAUCAUUUUUGGAGGACCAGAAUUUCCGGAUUUUAUGUAUGACCCUGGCAGAUACAGAUUUCGCAUCUACUCCCAUUGGAGAGGUAACAAAAGAAACCGAACAUGGUACCGUGUUCCUUCAAAUUGA
This is a messenger RNA of Durio zibethinus, 1755 nucleotides long. The record is from RefSeq and is a predicted model, not a curated record. NCBI's taxonomy places the organism in Eukaryota, Viridiplantae, Streptophyta, Magnoliopsida, Malvales, Malvaceae.